Eutrema salsugineum is the source of this 1031-nucleotide messenger RNA. RefSeq names its product serine/threonine-protein kinase Aurora-3. Gene Ontology annotation, molecular function: ATP binding; protein kinase activity. The record is from RefSeq and is a predicted model, not a curated record. Gene Ontology annotation, biological process: mitotic spindle organization; protein phosphorylation; regulation of cytokinesis. Gene Ontology annotation, cellular component: spindle pole centrosome; spindle microtubule; chromosome passenger complex. The coding region runs from base 108 to 965 and encodes 285 amino acids. The transcript has 6 exons. Lineage: Eukaryota; Viridiplantae; Streptophyta; Magnoliopsida; Brassicales; Brassicaceae.
UUUUGAAUUCAAUCAAAUUUCAAAUUUUGCUUCUCCGCUCCCUUUCUCUCUCUAUCGACAGGCUCUUGCUCUCUCGCCGUCUAGUCAACAGUACGGUGAUCGGAAAAAUGGAUAAGAUACCCACAGAGACUGACGCUCGCGACCCUGAGAAGCCAUGGUCCCUAGCAGAUUUCGAGAUCGGGAGACCGUUAGGCAAAGGCAAAUUUGGCAGAGUCUAUCUCGCUCGAGAAGCCAAGAGUCAUUUCGUGGUGGCGUUGAAAGUGAUAUUCAAGGAGCAGAUUGAGAAGUAUAAGCUUCAUCAUCAGCUUAGGAGAGAGAUGGAGAUCCAAACGAGUCUAAGGCACCCCAAUAUCCUGCGUCUCUACGGUUGGUUCGACGACGAUGAACGAAUUUUCUUGAUUCUCGAGUAUGCUCAUGGUGGUGAGCUCUAUGGCCUUCUCAAAAAGAAUGGACACCUUACCGAGCAACAAGCCGCCACAUACAUUUCAAGUCUCAGUCAGGCACUGGCCUAUUGUCAUGGAAAAUGUGUGAUUCACAGAGACAUCAAACCUGAAAACUUGUUGCUCGAUCAUGAGGGAAGAUUGAAAAUCGCCGACUUUGGGUGGUCAGUGCAGUCAAGUAACAAGAGGAAAACAAUGUGUGGAACGUUAGAUUACUUAGCACCUGAGAUGGUAGAAAACAGAGAUCAUGAUCACGCCGUUGAUAACUGGACCUUAGGUAUACUGUGUUAUGAGUUUCUCUAUGGCAACCCUCCAUUCGAAGCCGAGAAUCAAAGGGAUACAUUCAAGAGAAUUGUUAAGAUCGAUCUGAGUUUUCCUCCUACACCAAAUAUUUCAGAUGAAGCCAAAAAUCUCAUCUGUCAGCUCCUUGUUAAGGAUCCCUCGAAACGGCUCUCUAUUCAGAAGAUCAUGCAACAUCCUUGGAUCGUCAAGAACGCGGAUCCUAAAGGUGUGUGCUUCACGUGAUGCUAUUCUCCAAAUCUCAGGACAAUUUGCUUAUGGGAAGAAAGUUUUAGAAGUCAGAGGACGCAC